UUAUAUUCUGAGAAAUAUGAGACAGCAAAGCUGCGACUACUAGUUUUCCCAAGCACUGCGAGGUGAUUAAACAUUGAAUAGUCAUGAGUCGGGAGGAAAAUUAGUCUCGAUUGACGCAUUUUUCGCCCACAGGCUGUUUGUGCGUAUCGCUGGGAGUGGUCGUGCUGAACAUGGCUGGACAGUAAAAUGGACGGAAAAGAAGGGAUCAAGGCACACUCAGGUUGAGACAAAACUUGAUUGAGGUGACUCGAUUAUUCGAGGUGACUUGGUCGCGCUGUUUUCUGGAGACUGUUCCGUGGGACAGGAAUAGAGUAGUUGUAGAAAGGUAAACGUUUCUGAAUGAAUCGAGUAGUAUAUUUUCUGAUUGCAUAAAAAAGUGCGCUGCAUUUCCCCUCCUUUUAAAACCAUGGGUGGGUGCCUGGGCACGGUUCCUCAGCACCCAAACUACGCCAUGAACGGAGGUUUUCCCAACGGAAUGGAGCUAGGACUGCUUCGUCAGAACAUGGGCGGCUUCAUGGACCCACGCUUUAGUGUCAAUGGUGACAUGCUGGGUAAUGGCGGCAUGGUGCCGAUGAACGGUAUGGCGCAGAAUGGCCGAAUCGGCUACGCACAAGCAGCCGGCGGCGUCCCCCCUCCUACCCCACCGACGGGGAUGUGCGGUGGGUACGGUGGCCCACCCGCCCUACCCUCACGCUGCAACAGCAGUAGUGGCAAGAAGGAGAUCUUCAUCGCACUGCAUGACUAUGCGGCUCGUACAACCGAGGACUUGUCGUUUCGUAAGGGUGAAAAGUUAGAGAUCCUGAACAUGAUGGACGGGGACUGGUGGCAAGCCAGAAACAUCGUCACCAAGAAACGUGGAUACAUCCCUUCUAACUACGUAGCACCUGCGUCUUCUCUACAGGCAAAACCGUGGUUUUUCGGGAAAAUCAAGCGGAUGGACGCGGAGCGGCAGCUGCUGAAGACCGGGGAACAGGGCUCCUUCCUGGUGAGGGAGAGCGAGAGCAAGCUCGGAGAGUUUUCCCUGUCACUCCGAGAUGUCAAUAGUGUCAAACACUACCGUCUAGGCCGGUGGGCAAACGGGGAGUUCUACAUCAACCGCCGCACGACGUUCCCAGACCUGGCCUCCCUGGUCGACCACUAUUCCACUGCCUCCUAUGGCCUUUGCUGCACCCUCAAAAAACCACUAGAAGUCAUAGAAAAGCCACAGAUCGACCUUUGCUACAACACCAAGGACCAGUGGGAGAUUCCGAGGGAAUCUCUGAAGUUGAUUAAGAAGCUCGGACACGGCCAGUUUGGAGAGGUGUGGCAGGGUGUGUGGAACAACACCACUCCCGUCGCAAUCAAGACUCUCAAACCGGGAUCGAUGUCACCAGACGCCUUCCUUCAGGAGGCCGCCAUCAUGAAGAAGUUACGUCAUCCCAAGUUGAUCCAGCUGUAUGCCGUGUGCACGAUGGAAGAACCAAUCUACAUCGUCACGGAGCUCAUGUCCAACGGCUCUCUCCUGGACCAUCUACAGAGAGAUAAAGGUAAUGCGCUACGUUUGCCAGAGCUGCUGGACAUGGCGACCCAGGUGGCCUCAGGUAUGGCGUACCUGGAGCAGAACAACUACGUCCAUCGUGAUCUUGCAGCCAGGAACGUUCUCUGUGGUGACAAUAACAUCUGCAAGGUCGCCGACUUUGGUCUGUCAAGGUUAAUGCGUGACGGGGAGUACAACGCCAGUGAGGGCGCCAUGUUCCCCAUCAAAUGGACGGCGCCAGAGGCCGCCCUGUACAGCCGCUUCUCUAUCAAGUCUGACGUGUGGUCCUUCGGUAUCCUGCUGUAUGAGCUGGUGACAUAUGGCCGCAUGCCGUACCCGGGCAUGACUAAUGCAGAGGUUCUGACUCAGGUAGAGAAGGGGUACCGGAUGCCCUGCUCCCCGGGCUGCCCCGACAGUCUGUACCAGAUCAUGCGGGACUGCUGGAAGAAGGAGGAGUGUGAGCGGCCAACCUUCGAGUCACUGCAGUGGCGGCUGGAGGAUUUCUUCGCGCUGCAGGGUAGCGACUACAGCGAGGCAGACGUCAUUAAGUAAACAUUGCCUCUUACACCACAUCCAAAUCUUCUUUGCUUCAUUGGUCUGUCGUGCGUGUGUACAAAACAUGAGAUUGGCAGGUUGGCCUCUCACAUGCACUUACAUUUGUACACGACAGAGUUAACUGGAGGCAUCUGUACGCCUUGAUGAUACUUUCUUAUCAGAACAAUGUUAGUACAUCGAAUGCAUAAGUAGCAAAUAUAAUAAAGACAAACAGUCAUUUCAAUACAUCAUUUACACCCAAGACACAAAUUCCUGGUUAGGACAUUUACAUUCCAAAAAAAAAUACAUUUGGUAGUCAAAAUUUGUCUUCAACUCAAAUGAAAUCGAUGUGACAUACAAAUCUAUUGAAAGUUAGAAUAAAUAGAAACACACCAGGUAAUGAAUCCAUGUCAUGUUAAAGAGCUGAUUUGAUUUGAAGAGAUGAUGAUUAUGUGUUGUUUGAAAGAAUUAAUAUUUUAGCGAAUACGUAAGUUGUACUGAGGCAUUGUUGUCCAUCCUUUUAGAGCUUGGCAAUGAUUAAGAAUGAAACAAUGAACAGAUUUACUAAUGGUCUGUCAAGAGACGUCGAUUGCUACUUCUGGUGUUACAUACUCAUGAGUCAUUGAAAAAAAAAAGACAGGCAAAGGCUUGCAAGCUUCAUGGUUUUAGUACUUGAACAUGUUUUCUCUGUUUAGCUUGCGAAGUCGUGUCCGUGAAGUCUAUGUGCAAUAUGAUAUCCUUGAGAUGUAUGAAAUAUUUAUUAGUAAAAAAUCUUCUCGGCAUUCAAGGUAAGACAUUGGCUCACUAACCAUACAAAAAGCUGAUUUUUGUAAGAUCUUCUACGUCCCAAGGGUAUAAGCUGGAUUAUUCAGGAUAGUUGUUCUAAUAGUACAGAAUUGAUUAACCUGUUCAGGUGUAAUGUUGAAUAAGGAUUAUUUGUCCUCAAAUAAGCUUACAAAAGUAUAGAAAUCGUCACUGUGAUAGAAUGUAUCAACACUUUGAUCGCAAAAAUGUCAUCGCAUUUUGUCCUUGGAUGUUUUAUUUUUAAAUUGAUGCUUUCUUACCCAAGUAUAGGCAGCAAACCUUUACAUGUAUACUAAUUCUGCUGAAAAUAUAAAUGUCUGUUGCAAUUUGUGGUAUUCAACCCUGAAAUAACGGACAUUCCGGAUACCCUUGGACAAUAAUGUUAUAUUUUGAGGCACCUUUUGUUUACGUAAUUCAAAUUUAUCAUAAAGUCUAGAGGAAAUAUAAAUUUCUGUUGUAAUUUGUGUUAUCCAUCCCUAAAAUAGCGGACAUUCUAGAUACCCUUGGGCAAUGAUGUUGUAUUUUGAGGCACCUUUUGUAUACUUAAUUGAAAUCUAUCAUAAAGUCUCAAGAAAAUAUUAAGGUCUGUUUUAAUUUGUGUUAUCCAACCCUGAAAAAGCGGACAUUCUAGAUACCCUUGGAUAAUAAUCUUGUAUUUUGAGGCACCUUUUGUAUACUUAAUUCAAGUGUAUCAUAACGUCUAAAGAAAAUAUAAAUGUCUGUUGCACGUUGUAAUCUGUGGUAUCCAACCCUGAUAUAGCGGACAUUCUAGAUACCCUUCGACAAUGAUGUUAUAUCUUGAGGCAACUUUUGUAUACUGAAUUACAAUAUAUCAUAAAGUCUAAGGAAAAUGUAAAUGUCUGUUGAAAUGUGUGGUAUCCAACCCUGAGAUAGCGGACAUUCUAGAUACCCUUGGACAACAUAAUCAUUUUAAGAGUACAAUCAGGGGCCUCACGUUCAAAAACGUGUUCAAAAUGCAAUGCACUGCAGCAUAGUUCGUGUAUAAGUCGCUAGGUGGCAGCAUGUCACAACAUUUUAAUAUCUUACCAUUGCUGAAAGUGUGUGCUAUAUUUGCUUGAGUCAGUUGGCUUGUCCCUUUCGCAAAGUAACAAUAAAACAA
Messenger RNA from Branchiostoma floridae (Florida lancelet), 3974 nucleotides. Its product is annotated as tyrosine-protein kinase SRK2-like. The record is from RefSeq and is a predicted model, not a curated record. The coding region runs from base 407 to 2068 and encodes 553 amino acids. The transcript has 8 exons. Lineage: Eukaryota; Metazoa; Chordata; Leptocardii; Amphioxiformes; Branchiostomatidae. Gene Ontology annotation, molecular function: ATP binding; signaling receptor binding; non-membrane spanning protein tyrosine kinase activity. Gene Ontology annotation, cellular component: extrinsic component of cytoplasmic side of plasma membrane. Gene Ontology annotation, biological process: innate immune response; cell differentiation; cell surface receptor protein tyrosine kinase signaling pathway.